This is a messenger RNA of Balaenoptera ricei (Rice's whale), 1171 nucleotides long. It is a transcript of the gene NINJ1, whose product is annotated as ninjurin 1. Lineage: Eukaryota; Metazoa; Chordata; Mammalia; Artiodactyla; Balaenopteridae. The coding region runs from base 116 to 571 and encodes 151 amino acids. The transcript is spliced from 4 exons. Gene Ontology annotation, cellular component: membrane. The record is from RefSeq and is a predicted model, not a curated record. Gene Ontology annotation, biological process: cell adhesion; tissue regeneration.
CUGAGGGCUGUGGCGUGCACUGGGCGGGCCGGGGGGGCGGGCGCGCAGCAGGGUCUCAGCGGCUGAGGCGCCGGCCUCCCUGAGGCCCGGAGCAAGGCUGCCCCAGCGCCGCACCAUGGACUCGCGACCCGAGGAGUAUGAGCUCAAUGGCGACGUGCGCCCGGGCUCGCCUGGCUCCCCGGACGCCUCGCCACCCCGCUGGGGCAGGAACCGGCCCAUCAACAUGAACCAUUAUGCCAAUAAGAAGAGUGCGGCAGAGAGCAUGCUGGACAUCGCACUGCUGUUGGCCAACGCCUCCCAGCUGAAGGCUGUCAUCGAGCAGGGCCCUGGCUUCGCCUUCUUCAUCCCCCUGGUGGUCCUCAUCUCCGUCUCCCUCAUGCUGCAGAUUGGCGUGGGCGUGCUGCUCAUCUUCCUUGUCAGGUAUGACCUCAACAACCCUGCCAAGCAUGCCAAGCUGGACUUCCUCAACAACCUGGCCACAGGCCUGGUCUUCAUCAUCGUCGUGGUCAACGUCUUCAUCACUGCCUUUGGCGUCCAGAAGCCCGCAAUGGACACGGCACCCCGGCAGUAGGGGCUCAGAUGCCCCCGGAUCAUGCCUGGCUGCAGCUGCCUAGACCCAGGAGGCGCCUUGCCCUUGAGGCCCACCCUCCUGUGCGCACAUUCCCCCAAACCGCCAUAGCCCAGGCUGGCCCCACUGGACUGCAUCCAAACAAGCCACACACGGUCAGGCCACUCUGGCCAGCACAGGGCCUGCUCCAUCCUCAGCUGCUCCUCCUCCUGGAGCAUGGCGCGGUGAGGCCCAGAAGACAGAACUGUAGAGUCCUCAGCAAGGGUCGUCGCUGCCGUGGACAUGCAGCAGGCCCAAGGAUGGGGGGGCAAGAGGCUGGCGCCGUCUCAGGACAUUUCCAGAGGGAUGAGGAGAUGCCUGCCCUCUGCCGGUGCAGCAGUGUCCUGGCCUUGUGUGCUGCCCACCCUGAGUGACCCAUGACCUCUGCACUUCCUGACCCAGGACUGUAGACCACCAGUGACCCUGUGGGACCCCCACCGUGGCCACUGACUCAGGCCUCACACCCUCCACCAGCAGUGACUCGGCAGGGCCCUAGCCCCUCCUUGGCGGUCUGAGCCCCCACUUUUCUAAGUACAAGUAACCAGUAAAGCUGAUGCUCCUCCU